This is a messenger RNA of Penicillium oxalicum, 447 nucleotides long. RefSeq lists its product as uncharacterized. Lineage: Eukaryota; Fungi; Ascomycota; Eurotiomycetes; Eurotiales; Aspergillaceae. The record is from RefSeq and is a predicted model, not a curated record. Bases 1 to 447 code for a protein of 148 amino acids. The transcript has a single exon.
AUGGGUUCGCUGCAACAGGAAAAUUCUGAGUCACAGAAAUCAACAUACAGCGCCCUUCGCAUCAUUUCUGGUCGCAACGAUGAUGUUCGAGCCCUUGGAUCAAGCGAUUCAAGCCAAUGGAAAGGAACAGCAUGGAGGGAUGGACACCCGGCGCCGGUCCGGCACCGCCUCUUGACGAACGGCGGACAACCGGCGCCGGCCUGGUCCCGUUGGUCUGGCGGAAGCGGCCGACGUCUAGACUGCGGGCCGUUGCGUAUCGCCUGGACUCGACCAACAAAAACCUGCCAGUUUGAGAGGUCCAGAUCAUAUUUGACAGAGAGAAAAGAGAAUGGAAAGAAGGGAUUGGGUAGCCCAAAAGUCGCAGCUUUUGUGCCCAAUUCUCUCCACAGAGAUGACCUGGCCUCGGCGCGUACGCAGGCAUCGAUAUGGAAGUUGGUCAAUGCCUAG